CGGCGUUCUCGCCGUCUCGGUUUACGUCCAGCAUUCACCAUGGUGGCACUGGAAUUCAUCUCGCAGCUGGACAAACUGCGUUUCGUCGACUCUGUUGGCCUAGAUGAUUUUGCCGACCGCUGCUCAUAUUUGUUGUCUUUCGUCCUAUUGAUAUUAUGUUUCACCAUUGUUACUCUGAAAUCGUACGUGUUCGAACCACUCUCUUGCUACAUACCCACUUCAUUUUCCGGAUCAAACCUCGGUCCCUAUAUCAACGCUUUCUGUUGGGUCAAUGGUACGACCCCAAUAAGUGUAGAAACCGAUCGUUUGGAUGAUCAAACUUACUGGAACACUUUGGAGGACAAGAAACUAAAUUAUUAUCAAUGGGUAUCGCUCGUUUUGGCUCUCCAAGCCAUUCUGUGCUACGUGCCACGCCUGGUUUGGGAGACUAUCACAUUCAAUCGUGUGGGAACCAAUUUGGGUUUUCUGCUGGAAUCCGCUCAGGCCGCCGCCAGGGAGAGCGGAAAAGAACGUGAGCAACGUGUUCAGUUCAUAGCCAACGUGAUGGAUACGCUAUUGUUCGCGCGCCGUGACCUGCGAAAACCGGAUGAUCACUCAGUCACUCAUGGCACCAUGUAUACCUUAGCUCAUGGAAUUCGUGAUCUUCUACCUAGAAAACGGCUGGGCACUGCACUGGCGAGUUACUAUAUGUUUGUUAAGUUCCUGUACUUGUUCAAUGCCAUUGGGCAACUAUUACUGAUGCAGCACUUUUUGGGCGCACGUGGGCGAUACCAGCUGUUCGGUCUUAGCAUCCUAAGCGAUUUAGUCGCUGGACGCCAAUGGAACGAGACGAGUGUGUUUCCUCGUGUCGGCUUCUGUCGCGUACCAAUCAAAUUAACAAGCACACCUAUCCCUAUGGUCACCGUACAGUGUACGCUACCAGUGAACAUGCUAAACGAGAAGGUAUACGUUUUCCUCUGGUUUUGGUUCGUGUUUGUUGCCUCUUUGGAGAUCGUGAGUGUAUUUGUGUGGAUCUACCGUUUGGCAGCCCGCCAAUCUCGUUUACGCCUUUUGGUCCGAUACUUGAAGAUUGCUGAUGCCUACGAUGAAGGCAUGGAUCCUCUUCUCACCCGUUUCGAAAUGACCUUCCUUCGACUGGACGGCAGUUUCCUCUUGCAAAUGAUGCGUCUGAAUGCAGGCAGUCUAGUAACCCAGGAGAUCUUGCAAGCCAUGCUCAAACGCUACACACAACAGGAGGAGUACGCGUUGGCCCAACAACGGAAGAAGGCGAAACCACAGUAUACUGCCACAGAUCAUGUGGACCAGGAUAAAGCCGCUUUGCUGUGUUCCUCUGAGUCCACCGAUUGUGCCGUUACGAAGCGCUCCGAACCCAUUUGACGUGUACGGUCUUGUAAUCGUUUAAACUUUUACUUCACGCCCCUCAUCGUUAUUCUAUAAUACCUCCAUUUUUUAUCCUUAUCCCGUAUCCAUGUGGGACGGAUGGAUUCGAAUGUGCAACUCAGGGACAUAUUUUUUAUCCACUGUACUUAUCAUUCACCUUUGUACUACUCCUUAGUGUUUUCUGAUGCAAUUAUAUCGGUGUGUAUAAAAAAUGAGCAUGGUCGCGUGUUUUAUCUCUGAAUUGUUCUCCUACAAAUUGGUAGCUCCUGUUGCCUUUCUCAAGACAGCUUUUGGAUUGGCUUCAAUUCUUCUGCUGUAUUUUCUGACUAAUGUAUUCCUAAAUGCUUGACAAACCGCAUCAACGUGGCUCAAAUUCUCCAAGCAUAUGACGUGGAAUUCAGUGGAUAUUGUGUAUCGAUUCAACCGAAUGUAUGGCUAUC
Messenger RNA from Opisthorchis viverrini, 1820 nucleotides. RefSeq lists its product as hypothetical. Gene Ontology annotation, cellular component: plasma membrane; gap junction. Gene Ontology annotation, molecular function: gap junction channel activity. The transcript has 3 exons. Lineage: Eukaryota; Metazoa; Platyhelminthes; Trematoda; Opisthorchiida; Opisthorchiidae. The coding region runs from base 40 to 1377 and encodes 445 amino acids. The record is from RefSeq and is a predicted model, not a curated record.